CUCAGACAACCACACGCCAACAAUCCUUAAUUGAACCAUUAUUCUAAUCCAACUGAAAGACAUCAUGCAAUCCCUCUAUUCUUGGAUUGCCAUGGCAAUCAUGGUUAGCUUCUCUGCCAACGUCAAUGCCAUCCCCGUCUCUUAUGCGAACGACCACAACACUAAUACUACUCUCAACACAUAUGGUCCUCACCCAUUUGCUCGAUCAACUCCAGCUCCACUCUGUAACCCCAACACCAGGGGCUGGGGAGGCGUGGAGCCUGAAUGGCUCAGUACAGGUAUCAACUAUCUGAACGGUGCUGGUAACAAUGGAGCAUGCGACCUUGCAGCCAAAACGGGUCUUGCAGUGAGCUGCGCCACUGGAGUCAAGAUCUGGAUGCAGAACAAUAACAAUUUCCUGGUCAAAGUUGACUGCGGGACUGUUACUAGCUACGUUACUGCAAUUGCCGGCUGUCCUCUGAUCAAGGGCAAGGUUCAGGGUCAGGUGUUUGAUAAGUAUUGGGAUGUGCAUAUUGAGGCAGAUCAGUGUGGGAGUUCGUACAAGACAUCUUGGUAAGAGAGAAGGUGAAGCGAGUUGGAAGUUGUUGGGAGUGAUGUAGAAAAUAUU
Molecule: messenger RNA, 607 nt
Organism: Mollisia scopiformis
Lineage: Eukaryota; Fungi; Ascomycota; Leotiomycetes; Helotiales; Mollisiaceae
Exons: 3
Coding region: 65-556 (163 amino acids)
Source: RefSeq, a predicted model, not a curated record